GCCCGCCCCUCAGCCACAAGGCCAUGCCCACUUCGUUGGAUGUUCUCUGAGCUCCCAAUACCUCCCUUCUCCUCUUUGACUCCGCCCACCCCGCUCGUAUCAUUUCCUGUGCGCCUGAUGCUGAUUGGUCUAGAGGUCGGAAGUGAGGGCGGGCGGUGGGGCGGUUGCCGCAGUGACAGUGCUGGGGGAGUCUGAAGAUGGCGGCGUCGCGUCGCUCUCAGCAUCAUCACCACCAUCAUCAACAACAGCUCCAGCCCGCCCCAGGGGCUUCAGCUCCGCCGCCGCCACCUCCCCCACCCCUCAGUCCUGGCUUGGCCCCGGGGACCACCCCAGCUUCCCCCACGGCCGGGGCCCUGGCCACUUUCGCCUCCCCUCGGCACGGCCUAGCGCUGCCGGAGGGGGAUGGCAGUCGGGAUCCGCCCGACAGGCCUCGAUCCCCGGACCCGGUUGACAGUACCAGCUGUUGUAGUACCACCAGCACAAUUUGUACCGUAGCCGCCGCUACCGUGGUCCCGGCGGCUUCCGCUUCAUCCGCCGUUGGGGUCGCUCUCAACUCAGCAGGCGGUGGCAGUAACAAUUCACCCUCGUCCUCUUCUUCCCCGACUUCUUCUUCAUCUUCCUCUCCAUCCUCCCCUGGAUCGAGCUUGGCUGAGAGCCCCGAGGCGGCCGGGGUUAACACCACGGCAACAUUGGGGCUCGGGGCAGCGGUACCUGGGACAGGGGUCCCAGCAGUGAGCGGGGCCCUACGGGAGCUGCUGGAGGCCUGUCGCAAUGGGGACGUGUCCCGGGUAAAGAGGCUGGUGGACGCUGCAAACGUAAAUGCAAAGGACAUGGCUGGCCGGAAGUCUUCUCCCCUGCACUUCGCAGCAGGCUUUGGAAGGAAGGAUGUGGUAGAGCAUUUACUGCAGAUGGGUGCUAAUGUGCAUGCUCGUGACGACGGAGGCCUCAUUCCGCUCCAUAACGCCUGCUCUUUUGGCCAUGCUGAGGUUGUGAGUUUGUUACUGUGCCAAGGAGCUGAUCCGAAUGCUAGGGAUAACUGGAACUAUACACCACUGCAUGAAGCUGCGAUUAAAGGGAAAAUUGACGUCUGUAUUGUGCUGCUGCAGCACGGAGCUGAUCCAAAUAUUCGGAACACUGAUGGGAAAUCAGCCCUGGAUCUGGCAGACCCUUCAGCGAAAGCUGUCCUCACAGGUGAAUACAAGAAAGACGAACUCCUAGAAGCUGCUAGGAGUGGUAAUGAGGAAAAACUAAUGGCUCUACUGACUCCUCUAAAUGUGAAUUGCCAUGCAAGUGAUGGGCGAAAGUCUACUCCUUUACAUCUAGCAGCAGGCUACAACAGAGUUCGGAUAGUUCAACUGCUUCUUCAGCACGGUGCAGACGUUCAUGCAAAAGACAAAGGUGGACUUGUGCCUCUUCAUAAUGCAUGUUCAUAUGGACAUUAUGAAGUCACAGAACUGCUACUAAAGCAUGGAGCUUGUGUUAAUGCUAUGGAUCUCUGGCAGUUCACUCCACUCCACGAGGCUGCUUCCAAAAAUCGUGUAGAAGUCUGCUCCUUGUUACUUAGCCAUGGUGCUGACCCUACACUCGUCAACUGCCAUGGCAAAAGUGCUGUGGAUAUGGCUCCCACUCCUGAGCUCAGGGAGAGACUGACUUAUGAAUUUAAAGGUCACUCUUUACUACAAGCAGCAAGAGAAGCAGACCUAGCCAAAGUGAAAAAAGCACUUGCUUUGGAAAUCAUUAAUUUCAAACAACCACAGUCUCAUGAGACGGCACUGCACUGUGCUGUGGCCUCCUUACAUCCCAAACGGAAACAAGUGACAGAAUUAUUACUUAGAAAAGGAGCAAAUGUCAAUGAAAAAAAUAAAGAUUUCAUGACACCUCUACACGUCGCAGCUGAAAGAGCUCAUAAUGAUGUCAUGGAAGUGCUGCAUAAGCACGGAGCGAAGAUGAAUGCACUGGACACCCUUGGUCAGACAGCUUUGCAUCGAGCCGCCCUCGCAGGUCACUUGCAAACUUGCCGCCUCCUGCUGAGUUACGGCUCUGAUCCCUCCAUCAUCUCCUUGCAAGGCUUUACGGCAGCACAAAUGGGAAACGAAGCAGUACAGCAGAUUCUGAGUGAGAGCACACCUAUACGUACUUCUGAUGUUGACUAUCGACUCUUAGAGGCAUCGAAAGCUGGUGACUUGGAAACUGUGAAGCAACUUUGCAGCCCCCAAAAUGUGAAUUGCAGAGAUCUAGAGGGCCGGCAUUCUACACCCUUGCACUUCGCGGCAGGCUACAAUCGUGUGUCUGUCGUGGAGUACCUUCUGCACCAUGGUGCUGACGUCCAUGCCAAAGACAAAGGCGGCCUGGUGCCCCUUCAUAAUGCCUGUUCCUAUGGACACUAUGAGGUAGCUGAGCUUUUAGUGAGGCAUGGAGCUUCUGUUAACGUGGCGGACUUAUGGAAAUUUACCCCUCUACAUGAAGCAGCAGCCAAAGGAAAAUAUGAAAUCUGCAAGCUCCUUUUAAAACAUGGAGCAGAUCCAACCAAAAAAAACAGGGAUGGAAACACACCUCUAGAUUUGGUCAAAGAGGGGGACACAGACAUUCAGGACCUACUGAGAGGGGAUGCUGCCUUGCUGGAUGCUGCCAAGAAGGGCUGCCUGGCAAGAGUGCAGAAGCUUUGCACCCCAGAGAAUAUCAACUGCAGAGACACCCAGGGCAGAAAUUCAACUCCUCUGCACCUGGCAGCAGGCUACAAUAACCUGGAAGUAGCUGAAUACCUUCUAGAGCACGGAGCAGACGUUAAUGCCCAGGACAAAGGCGGUUUAAUUCCUCUUCAUAAUGCAGCAUCUUAUGGGCAUGUUGACAUAGCAGCGUUACUGAUAAAAUACAACACGUGUGUCAAUGCAACAGAUAAGUGGGCAUUUACUCCUCUUCAUGAAGCAGCCCAAAAAGGAAGGACACAGUUAUGUGCCCUGCUCCUAGCACAUGGUGCAGAUCCAACUAUGAAAAACCAGGAAGGUCAGACACCUUUAGACCUGGCAACAGCUGAUGAUAUCAGAGCUUUGCUGAUAGAUGCCAUGCCCCCGGAAGCUUUACCUACCUGUUUUAAACCUCAGGCAACUGUAGUGAGUGCUUCUCUGAUCUCACCAGCAUCCACCCCCUCCUGCCUGUCUGCGGCCAGCAGCAUAGAUAACCUCACUGGCCCUUUAGCGGAGUUGGCAGUAGGAGGAGCCUCCAAUGCAGGAGAUGGGGCAGCCGGCACAGAAAGGAAGGAAGGAGAAGUUGUGGGUCUUGACAUGAAUAUCAGCCAAUUCCUAAAAAGCCUUGGCCUUGAACAUCUUCGGGAUAUCUUUGAAACAGAACAGAUUACACUAGAUGUGUUGGCUGAUAUGGGUCAUGAAGAAUUGAAAGAAAUAGGCAUCAAUGCAUAUGGACACCGCCACAAAUUAAUCAAAGGAGUAGAAAGACUUUUAGGUGGACAACAAGGAACCAAUCCUUAUUUGACUUUUCACUGUGUAAAUCAGGGAACUAUUUUACUGGAUCUUGCUCCAGAAGAUAAAGAGUAUCAGUCAGUAGAAGAAGAGAUGCAGAGUACUAUUCGGGAACAUAGAGAUGGUGGUAAUGCUGGUGGCAUAUUCAACAGAUACAAUGUCAUUCGAAUUCAAAAAGUUGUCAACAAGAAGUUGAGAGAGCGAUUCUGUCACAGACAGAAGGAAGUAUCUGAAGAGAACCACAACCAUCACAACGAGCGCAUGUUAUUUCACGGUUCUCCUUUCAUUAAUGCCAUUAUUCAUAAAGGAUUUGAUGAACGACAUGCAUACAUUGGAGGAAUGUUUGGAGCUGGGAUUUAUUUUGCUGAAAAUUCCUCAAAAAGCAACCAGUAUGUUUACGGGAUUGGAGGAGGAACAGGCUGCCCCACACACAAAGACAGGUCUUGUUAUAUAUGUCACAGACAAAUGCUUUUCUGUAGAGUGACCCUUGGAAAAUCCUUUCUGCAAUUCAGCACCAUGAAAAUGGCCCACGCCCCGCCCGGACAUCACUCAGUUAUUGGUAGACCGAGUGUCAAUGGGCUGGCAUAUGCCGAAUAUGUCAUCUACAGAGGAGAACAGGCAUACCCAGAGUAUCUCAUCACAUACCAGAUCAUGAAACCAGAAGCUCCUUCACAGACCUCAACAGCUGCAGAGCAGAAGACCUAGUGAAUGCCCACUGGUGAAGGCCGCGUCAGAUGCAAAUCUGGGACUGGAUUGCGCAGAUUGUUUCCAACAAAAAAAAAUCAAUAUUCUUAAAUCCCUGACAGCCUAGAAAUAAGCUGUUUGUCUUUUAUAAAGCAUUGCUAUAGUGAUGAAUAUAGUAUGAGUAACUGAUACAUACUCAACUACUACUGUUCCCUUUGAGGAAAUGUUUACAGGGGUGGCCUUUUAACAUAUCUCAGGCUCAUUUUCAUCACAGUUAUCCAUUUCUAAAGCAAGAUUAUUUUGGUCUAGACUUAGAAAUGGAAGAAGUGGAAACAUAACCAAUACUGUUUCAAAUGUUCACAGUUCACACACUACGUUUGCUUUUUUAAAUGUGGCACAUGUAUAUAGCAAAUACAUACAAAUGCAGGCUCAUUUUUAGUUUUUUUGUUGUUUAGUUUUUGUUUUUUUUUUCUUUUGCAAACAUGCGUCUUUGGCGCUUUUUUUGUUUUGUUCUGUUUUAUUUUUUUAACUUUUACUUUGAAAAUGAGCCAGAACCUUCCUGAGAAUAUUUUGCACAAAGUCACACUGACUAAAAUCAUUAACAAUGCAACCCCAGCUUCUGGCUGAGCAAGAUUCCCUUUCUACUUUUUUGUUCUUGUUUGAUUUUAUAUCUGUGCUUCUUGUUAACAUAAAUUGAGAUGAAAAGAAGAAACAUCAAGUUUUAGUUUCCUUUUAUGAAUUGGCCCAUCUUACAAGGGAAGGCACGAACAUCAACCUGACCUAGGAGCUCCAAGGUGAGAGAAGUCAAAGCUAGGGAUGGCCACUUGCCCUUUCCAGGACAGCCUGCGAGCGGGGACGUUCAGGUCGGAGCUGGAACUCCCAGGAGAACACAGCCAGGGAGAGUGGCAUGACCUCCCGUUCCCAGGUGAAGUUGCUGGGGCGCUGUUGAAGGAAUAGCAUUUGAGAAGGGCGCGGAGCACGUGGUUCUGUAUCAUUGCAGCCCCAAAGAGUCAGGGGACUCCCCAGAGAGCGAAUGCUUCCCUCACUUAAUCCCUCCCACCAGAACUGUCACCCCCAAAUUAGCUGCCUUAUUUCCAAAGUCAGUGGAAUUAUUGUACAUCAUUAGAGUCCCCAAAAUAUUGCUUUACUGUCUCUUUAGGAAGCUAGGGUUUAAAUCCUGUGUAGUCCAUAGAUGUACACAAAUGCAAGAACUUUUUUUUACUCCAGAUUUGGGGUUAUUUUCAAUGGCAUGCUUCAGAUACUUUAUAAAAACCCCUGUGCUAAAUUUUUGAACCACUUCUUCAAACUUCUUAAUAUAUUUAGACAAGGAGAACAAAAAUUGAAACCAAAGUCCUUUCAGUUAUUUUUCUAAGUGAAGAUGAUAGAGAAAUAUCAUACUGGUUUUUUUUUCCUUUUUUUUUUGUGAAAGUACUGCUUGUUUUAAUCAACAUUUGCCAAGUGCACACUGACACUUAAAAAGAAAUUGUCUACCAUAGUUCUUACAAUUGCCCUGUUCACCUUAACUGAAUAUUGAAUUAAGUAUAUUACUUUAUUUACUUGACACGCUAUAUAUAUCUCCUCAACCUUGGAGCAAAAGCAAUAUCAACUUGGUGGAAAAACAGUGUGAUACCAAUUUACCAUUUCAGUUUAAAGUCCUGGAAAUUAAUUGGGGUUUUUAAUGCAGGCCAGUUAAACUGGGACCUCCUCUAAUCUCCAGAAAUGAAACAAAGUGGUUACUUGCGGAAAUCUAGAAAUAGGUUGUCAAAAUACACAUCUACCUUUCUUUUCUUUUUUCUUUUCUUUUCUUUUUCUUUUUUGGCUUAAGUUCAGUGCUAGAACUAGGCAUCAUGCUCAUUUGUAUGAAUUUUGUAGCUGAAUCUUGCAUGGGCCCUCACAACUAAAUCAAGAAUUUGCCUCAGUUAAACUGAAGUUCCAGUGAGCCAUGCUGGGUGUUUGUCUUGGUUGUGUGUUUAACAGCACUAGAAUUCCAUAUAAAGCUUCAAAAUUUGAUAUUUGUUAAGAGGGCUUUUUUUUUCCUCUUUUUUUUGUGUGUAACAAAAAAAGGGUUGAAGAAAUUGCAGUCUUUGUAGCUUUCAGUAGCUGUGAAGUGUGUAUUACUUUACCCCCACCCCCGACAUAGUUUAAAAUGAUAAACACAGCUGUAAUUUUUAGUUAAAUAAGAGUUAAUAUGGAAUAGAUAUGGAAAGCUUUAUAGCUUCAUUAAAAAGAUAAACCACUACCAGACUGUGGUUUUUUUGUUGUGUCGUUUCCAUCAUGCUAACUAGAUUAAUGGAUGUGCUAGUUUUAAACUUGGGCCUUACACUUGAGAAGUUAAACUGUGGUUCAUUAUUUAAACUACCAAUGUUCCAUGUCUGCUGUUCUGUGUGCCAAGUGAAGGUACUGUCUGUAUACAGAAAACAUUUGCAGUGCUUCUGGUCUUGUAACAAUUCAGCUAUAUUGUAGUCUUGAGAGAAUGUGUAUAUAUUAUCUGCUAAAGAGAGGAAGUUAAUGGAUAUAUCACAGGAGCCAAAAACAUUUUUUCAGAACUUGAAAACCAAAGGUCAUCAUGAGUAUACUCAUCAAAAGUUAAUUACAUCCAGAUUUCCAUCUAUACCAAUGUGAGGAACCUUCUAGAAUAUUAAAUCAUGGCAUUAAAUUAGGCUGAAAUCUAUUUCUUGAAUGUACACUAUAUAGCAACAUUAGUAAGUUCGGGACUCCCCUGAAAUAACCCCUCUGCUUCCCACACCACAUGGAAAAGAGAACCAGGCAUCGCCACAGCUUUAGCUCUAAAUCAGAGGGCUUCUCUAGACUGAGGGUUCUAGUUCACCUGUGGCCAACUGAAUACUUAACUCAGGCAUAAAAUAAGUCCUCUGGACACCUUUCUCCUUGUGCUUGACCUUCGCUUUUCCCCAGGUUGCUAGUCAGGAGUAAAAAUAGCUUAAACACUUACCUUUGACCCCACCAUUUUCCUUCUUUCUUUACCUUGAGUCUUCCAAAAAGAACCUAGAUACCUUUCCAUUUUCACAUCACAAUCAGAACUGGAUUUAGGCCUCAUCUCUUCUCUUCUCAGAAGAUUCUGCCACUUGGAUAGCAAACGACAGCAUGGAACCUAGAAUUUUUAUUCUAUGCAAAGUAAUAGCAGUACACCCAGGAUUCUUACUUCCUUUUCUUUCUUGGAGUUUAGAAUGUCUAGCUUUUCAAGCAACAUAAGUAGAAUACACAGUAUUAGGAUGUUUCAUGAAAUAGCAUCCUUUACUCCUUUGAGCUUGAUGGUAAUAGCUAGGCUAAUUUUCUUUGCUCUCAAAAUAGCAAAGUGCAUUGAAAUAUGCACAAAAUGCCUGGGUAUGGCAAACAAAAAGUCAUAUAGAGUCACGUUCUAUUAUCAUAGGAAUUAUACAAAAAAUAAAAUUUUUGUUAGUGCUGGAAAACAGCAUUCAAAUGCAAUAAGUUGUCUAGGUUUUUCUCUAUUUCAGUAUAUUUCCCAGUGGCAUGAAGGGUUACUGGACUCUGCAUCCCCUCUUUUGAAACACAUGCACUGUCCGGAUUCCUGUAAAUGGCCUCGCAAACAGAAGUGGUGUGUAUUUUUAAGCACCUUUCCUCAGCACACCCACAUCCUGUGUGAUAUCUGUAAUGUACAGCUUUCCUACUAUGUUUUCUGUUAGGCUGAUUGUCUUGCACAGAGCUAUAGACUUUAGUCAUUCAGCAGAUAUUCAAAAUUGACAUUAAAAUAGGGUUCAUGUACCUGAAAUUUAUUUAAAGACUGAAGUUAAGUUUGAUUAAUGUCAAAUAAAUGACAGAGAAAUUAAAGUAAUAUUUGAACUAUUGUUAGACACAUCUGGCCUAUAAAAAGGAAAUCCAUUCAAAAUAUACCACCUGGAAACCUUUUUUAGAUUACUUGUGCAUUCUGCAAUUAAUAUACAAUUAAAAAUUUCAGCUUAAGAAAGCCUUGACUAUGGCAGAAACUUUUUAACCUUUUAUAUUCUAGUAAAUGAAACAUUGUACUUCUAUUUCUUAGUGUUGGGAAGGUGUCGGUGAGUUGGCAUGCCUCCAUGUAUUUUCAUACUUGUUGAGCUUAUAUUAUGGGGGUAUAUUUCGUAAGUUCCACUCCCUUGCUUACAACAGAGCUGAUGUAAUCGAUCCAUUCCAGUUUCUGCAUACCUGAAAUUCCUCAGCAACCAGAUUUUUGGUUGGGAAAAAUGUUUAGAACAAUCUCAAAGCCUAUCAAGUUGUAUAUGUGUGGAUACAGUAACAACUGUGAUGCUGUGUAGAAUUUGAGCGAUGUGCAAACUGUUUUUAAUCAUUUUAAAUUAUAUGUUAUGAGAUAUUAAAGUAAGAAUCUGUAGGAAGCUGAAGACUUUAUAUACUCAAAGGCCAGUGCAGUCAUGCUGUGAGCAGCUUUACAUCUCUGCCUCUGCUCCGCCUCCUAUGAGGCGGUGGUGUUGUGACUCCUCCUUCUUCCCCUUCUCUUUUCUGUUUUACACUGCGCAUCUCCACACGCACAUACACCACCCCUUUCAAAGUUUUCUCUCAUCCUUCAGAAUCCAGCUGGUUUUAUUUUUUAUCUCUGUGCCCAUAUCUGUAAGCAGCCCUGAAUCCCUUUAUCAAUUCACAGAAAAGCUGUAAGCCCUGGUAGCAGGGAAGUCCCCCACACACCCUCCUGCCUCUCCCAGAGUUCAGGAGGAAGAGCUAGGAAACCACAGUGAAAGAAAGUUAGAAAGCAACCAAAAUCUUUGAGGCUGAGACCUUUCACCUGCGAGGUGACCUCGGCCAUACAGUAAUUGUAUUCAUUACACAAAACAAACUCUGCGUGCGUAUAAUUACCGCUUCUCCCAUUGUUUUAUGCUCAUCCCAUCUUUGUGGUAGUAUUUGUCUUUGAUACCUACAAAACUGAAACGGUACUUCAAUAAACAAAGUUUCUCAAAACAUUUACAAAACCAGCUUUGAGGAAACCUACAAUGUUUUCUGGCAACAGCAUUUGGAGUAGUAAUUGUAUUUUCUUGUGAUGUUAGUCUAUGUAAGUAACCAAUGUAGUGACACUCUUUGGUUUGUCACUGAUUUUAUUUUUAUUCUCUGUAUGACCCACCAGUGGCAGGUGUGUCUUUUCUUUUUUGCAUUUGUCUCUUCGUAGGAUUGUCAGAUUAAAUACACGAUGCCCAGUUAAAUUUGAAUUUUAGACAAGCAGUUUCUCAGUUUAAGUAUGUUUCAAACAAUAUUUGCAUAUUCUUAUAGUUAAAGAAAGUGUUAUUUAUCUGAAAUUAAAGUUUAACUGAGCAUCUUUUUUUUUUUUUUUUUUGCACUUUGUUUUUCUAAAUCUGGCAACUCUACUGACUUGGUCACAGAAAGUCACUUACAGCAUGUAAAUUCUUCUAGUCUUCAUUAUUUUUCACCUGGAAUGGAAGAUCUUUUUUCCACUCUGCUCAUUUCCAAAAGAGGGCAUCAAUGAACUUUGACCUGCCUCCAUGGUGGGUUUCUAUUUAAAACAUCUUUGUGAUUAUAUUUAACCUGUAAUUGUGCUUUGGCUUAAUGUCUAACUUACAGUACUUGUAAUUGAUUAAUAUUCAAUAAAAGCAUUUUUAAAGUA
Molecule: messenger RNA, 9741 nt
Organism: Chinchilla lanigera (long-tailed chinchilla)
Lineage: Eukaryota; Metazoa; Chordata; Mammalia; Rodentia; Chinchillidae
Gene: Tnks
Product: tankyrase, TRF1-interacting ankyrin-related ADP-ribose polymerase
Exons: 27
Coding region: 198-4181 (1327 amino acids)
Cellular component (GO): nucleus; cytoplasm
Molecular function (GO): NAD+ poly-ADP-ribosyltransferase activity; protein binding
Source: RefSeq, a predicted model, not a curated record